This is a messenger RNA of Megalopta genalis, 3620 nucleotides long. It is a transcript of the gene amon, whose product is annotated as prohormone processing protease amontillado. Gene Ontology annotation, molecular function: serine-type endopeptidase activity. NCBI's taxonomy places the organism in Eukaryota, Metazoa, Arthropoda, Insecta, Hymenoptera, Halictidae. Gene Ontology annotation, biological process: peptide hormone processing. Gene Ontology annotation, cellular component: neuron projection; membrane. The record is from RefSeq and is a predicted model, not a curated record.
ACUUACGUCUAAAAAUCGGUAAGACAACCAUCGCGGUAACAUUCGAGCAUGCUAACGAGCGUACAAUCAAUCUCACUUUGGGCCUCGACAACCGAAUAGAGUGCGAGUCUUCGUACCAAGGAAUCGCGCAUCCGCGCGCGCAUGGCGGGCGCCGCGAGCAUGGGGCAGAAUUCAAACGCGCUGAACAGGUAGUCGCCUGCAGAACAAUCGGACAAGUAUAACACAAGGCGCUCACUAACCGUGAGCGAAGCUUCUUUGUCUGUGCUGCAUUGUUGCUGGUCGGUAGCUGCCGCGUAUCCGUCCGGUGUGACACGCACGCGACGCUUCGAUCGGUUUCCGCGCGACUAACGAUCGCGCAAGCUCGCGGCAGGGUUCGCCGCGCAUGCUCGUCGAUUGGCGGAACAGUGGGGGUGCGCAGCCAGAUCGUUGAUUGGCGGAGAGGUCCGAUCGAGAGACGAGACGAAAGGCAGUCGGCCAGUGGCAAGUAUGGGGAGAGCACGUGUCGUUUGGAUCGGUGCGCGCGACUCGGUAGCCUCGUACUCCGUCGACUCUACUACUGUCACCAGUCAGACGAACAUCGUCGCCAGCACCAGCAGCAGCGUCGCCAUCGAGCAGAAACCUUUCGAUACCAUCAUUGCGGACGGCCGGGACACGAAGUAUCGCCCGUGGCAAGUACCUGCAACCAGUGCCGUGCACGCGAAUGCGAGAUACAUCAGCGCACGUCGCCGGCCCGUCACGAUGCUACUCGCGGUGAUCGCGUUCCUCGCCGCCGGCACCAGUGCCGAGGUAUUCACCAACACGUUUCUCGUGAAGAUGCGCCAGCCCGCGGAGCGACACGUCGCUGAUCGCGUGGCCGCCAGGAACGGGUUCGUCAAUCUGGGACCGGUUCUGGGCAGUCAGACGGAAUACCAUUUCGUGCACAGAGCUCUGCCGCACGCGCGCAGCAAACGUUCGGUGCCGCACACGAGAAGGUUGAAGGUGGAUCCCAUGGUGCAUACAGCGGUGCAACAGCCAGGGUUCAAGCGAGUGAAGCGAGGCUACAAACCUCUGAGCGUCGACAACCUCGUGCCUCUGUACCAGAUGAAGAACCCGUGGAAUCCUGGGAACAGAGACCCGUCUGAUCCGUAUUUUCAAUACCAAUGGUACCUGAAGAACACGGGUCAGAACGGGGGCAAGCCGAAGCUGGACCUGAACGUGAAGGCAGCGUGGGCGCAGGGUGUUACUGGAAAGAACGUGACCACGGCUAUUAUGGACGACGGUGUCGACUACAUGCAUCCGGACUUGAAGUAUAAUUACAAUGCCAAGGCUUCCUACGACUUCAGCAGUAAUGAUCCUUAUCCGUAUCCGAGAUACACCGAUGACUGGUUCAAUAGCCAUGGGACCAGGUGCGCGGGCGAGGUGGCAGCAGCCCGGGACAACGGCGUGUGCGGCGUGGGCGUCGCGUACGACUCGAAAGUGGCCGGCAUCCGAAUGCUGGAUCAGCCUUACAUGACCGACUUGAUCGAGGCGAACAGCAUGGGACACGAACCUGACCUCAUCGACAUUUAUAGCGCCUCGUGGGGACCGACGGACGACGGGAAGACCGUCGACGGUCCAAGGAACGCGACCAUGAGGGCGAUCGUGCGCGGAGUUAACGAGGGGCGGCGAGGUCUGGGAAAUAUUUACGUGUGGGCGUCAGGGGACGGUGGCGAGGAGGACGACUGCAAUUGCGACGGAUACGCGGCCAGCAUGUGGACUGUCAGCAUUAACAGCGCCAUCAACGACGGCCAGAACGCGCAUUACGACGAGAGCUGUUCGAGCACCCUCGCUUCGACGUUCAGCAACGGCGCCAAGGACCCUAAAAUUGGCGUGGCCACCACUGACCUCUACGGGGAAUGCACCAGGACGCACAGCGGGACGUCAGCCGCUGCACCGGAAGCCGCCGGCGUAUUUGCUCUGGCCCUUGAAGCUAAUCCUCAGUUGACUUGGAGGGACAUCCAGCAUCUGACUGUGCUCACGUCGAAAAGGAACUCGCUGUUCGAUGCCAAAGGGAGAUUCCACUGGACGAUGAACGGAGUCGGUCUCGAGUUCAACCAUCUGUUCGGCUACGGGGUUCUAGACGCUGGUGCCAUGGUGGCCUUGGCCAGCAAAUGGAAGACCGUGCCGCCGAGGAACCACUGCGAGGCCGGUUCCGUUUCCGAGACCGAGGAAGUGACGAGCGACCGUUCGAUUUUACUGAAGAUAAAGACUGAUGCCUGCGCCGGCACAGAGUAUGCGGUCAACUAUCUGGAACAUGUGCAGGCUGUCAUAUCCGUGAACGCGACCAGGCGGGGCGAUCUCGAGCUUUUCUUGACUUCGCCGAUGGGCACCAGGUCGAUGAUUCUGAGCCGAAGGGUCAAGGACGACGACCACAGGGAUGGCUUCACGAAAUGGCCCUUCAUGACGACUCAUACUUGGGGAGAGUACCCACAGGGAACCUGGUUGUUGGAGGUGAGCUUCAACACGCAGACACCUCAGCACGGCUGGUUCCGCGAGUGGACCCUGAUGUUGCACGGCACCAGGGAGCCGCCGUACACCGGCCUGCCAGCAGCCGACCCUCAUUCGAAGCUGGCGAUCGUGAAGAAAGCCCACGAGGAGCGGUCGACAGCGAUGUAACACCGUGUUUGCCGACAAGAGAUACGAAUCCACGCGACCGCGCUCCGUCUUUCCGAUUAAUUUGUCCAGCAGCUUCGUGUUCUCGACGGCACCCCUUGCGUCUCUGUCAAGUUACGUUCCGUGUGUACAGGCAGCCGCGUCUCUCUGAACCCCCUGUGAUAUAUGGUUUCGCCGUUCAGCUUGUCGUUGUCGUUCGUUUUCUUAUCCAAACAGACCGCGGAGGAUCGCAGUCGUUCCUCGCCGACGGACGUCGACCCGGUUGCGAGGAAAGAGGGCGCCUCUAGUCGAUUGAAUGUUCCUGGGUGUCCUGUCGGGUCGGCGUCCCUCGGCCACGCUCGUCGUUCAUCGUCGAUCGCCGGCGAACCGAUUUUCCGUGAACCGUUCGCGUCGAUUCUGGAGAAACGUUUGGAUCGACGCCGAGGGCUACAUUAAAUUCUCUCGAAUCGCCUUUCGGCUUGUAAACAGAAAUUGAUGAUUUUGGAAGAGGGGAUACGAUUAUUCGAGUAUUAUUAUAGUUGCUAAUAUAUCGAGUGUAUUAUAGUUGAUAAUAUUAUUAUAGUUGCCGAUUGUCAACAACUGCAGCGAUGUGAAUAAUUUUGGAGUCGAAGUAACUUUUACACUUUUAGUGGUACUUAAACAAAUAUUCAACGACAUAUCAUAGUCGUAUGUCUCUAUUCUCUAUUAUUUAAGAAGUGUAUACAAGUAUAGCUUUUUUCUUGGUUUUUCCUGUAAAAGUUACUUUCAGUUUAUAAUUAUUUGCAGCACGAGUCUCUUUCAGUUGAGUCAGUCUGUAUAUUUUAAAAACAAAAACUUAACAAAACACUCAUAUUCGUGUAUUUCUAUAUUAGAAAUAAUAGAAAGUAGAAAUAUAGAAAUAUGAUAUCUCAAGUUUUCGUAUAGAAGUCGGUAGCAAUGUAAAAGUUACUUUGAAUCUAUAAUUGUGCACACCACGGUAUAAAAACGGGCCGCGAGGCUCGAAUGAACGU